UUCAAUCGUUGCGAAAACUUCUCUUGUACCAAAGGAUAAAACAACAUGAGGUUGACUGUGCUUCGCUUUGCACGGCUUAACCCGUCCGUGAAGGAGCUUCGAUUGCAUCUCUGCCAGACGGGUGAAGAAUCGAAGGGUGUGCGUGACUUCGUGAAUACACGCUACGUCCAGCUGAAGCGAGACAAUCCGUCUCUUCCGAUACUGGUGCGCGAAUGCAGCGGAGUACAACCUAGACUUUGGGCCCGUUAUGAACUUGGCAAGGAAAAAUCUGUCGCAUUAACGAACGCUACGGCCGAGGAUGUGUCCAAACAAAUUGAAACAUUGGCCAAGUCACAAUAGAAGUUCGAAGAGGUUUAUCUUAAAAUGUUAGAAAAAAAACCCAAGAAUGUAACAAACAGCAGCAAUGCGGCGCGUAAAUAAAAUCAUUGUAAUUUGAAAUAACUAGACAUUACAAUACGUGAAAAAAAACAGUGAACCCACGAAAACCCCCAAAAGGAAAUGCGGAUAUUUAUGACAUUUUCUUCCUUAGAAAGCUUUUUUAU
Anopheles nili is the source of this 542-nucleotide messenger RNA. It is a transcript of the gene ND-B8, whose product is annotated as NADH dehydrogenase [ubiquinone] 1 alpha subcomplex subunit 2. The record is from RefSeq and is a predicted model, not a curated record. NCBI's taxonomy places the organism in Eukaryota, Metazoa, Arthropoda, Insecta, Diptera, Culicidae. Bases 46 to 339 code for a protein of 97 amino acids. The transcript has 3 exons.